GGGGGGGUAUAUGAUGCGACAUUCACCUCGUGGGACGACGCGCGCAGAUUCCGGACAUGCGGCUGACCCUGCGCCAGCGGCGACAGCGGAUGGCGCGCAUCUUCUGGGUGUACAUGGCCUCCAUGUUCCUGGAGAGCUCAACGUUCCAAUUCGCGAGCCACUCGCAGCGGCUGCUCUUCGGCAGCUGGUUCCUGAUGCUAGUCAUCCUCAUGAACACCUUCGUCGGUUACAUGGAGUCGGCGCUCAUGUUAAAGGAGGAGACCGACCGCCUGGACACCAUCGAGCAGCUGGCCCUCAGCCCAAAGGUCCGGCCCAUGGUCUUCGAAGCCGCCGGAUUCCUCAAGAUCAUCGAGGAGGCGGAGGGCUACGCGUUCGAGAAGGUGCUGGCCACCAUCAAGGAGUUCAGCGAGGGCCAGCAAGCCGAGGAAGAGGUGCGCGGGGAGGAGCUGUUUACGCCCCCGUACCUGCUCAUGGUGCUCAAGAAGGAGGCGGCCAUCCUCAUGGAGAGGAUAUCGCUGCUCGCGAGGGUGUCGCAGCACUGCUACGACGUCGAGCUCAAGGGCGAGGGGCUCUUCCACCUGGGCCGAACGCGGAUACUGCAGAUCAAGAUGGUCUUCUACGUCCGCAAGGAUUUGGAACCGAAGCUGCAGGUACGCGCGGGCACGGUACACAGAGCACGCCAAUCACGCACAUAGGGAGGGCGUCGUCGGGACCGCCAUCCUUGAGAUUCUGAAGUCACGAAUUAAAAGGGACAUAUCAGAUUAUAUACAUGAGCAUAUACCUGCCAACUCGAGAGCGUUAAAAUUCGUAAGAUUGGUGCGGCCAUGACAGGAGGGGGCGGCGGGCAGAUUACAUGACUUGCCGCAGGUGGGAAAUUCUUUUCGGCCACUUUCACUCCCCUCUAGCUUAUUUAUAUAUUUUUAUUUAACAUAAUUAAAACUUCCCCAAUGCUUUGUCUGCCUUAAUUUUCUGUUGUCCGUAUAGUACUGCGCGACUAAAAAAAAAAAAAGAAAAAAAGAAAAAAAUCGAGUCUCCAGGAUCCCCUCUACUUUGUUGCACGUUAUAGUACUUCACGGCGGAAGGCAAGAAUCGUUAUGUUUCUCUUUGAGACGAAAGGAGUGAGCGGCCAUGAACCGCACGCGAAAUUGCAUCGAGAUGGCCAUCUCGACGGACCGCGCGCGUCGAAGCGCCAAAAAUUAUGGUGAGGCAUUAAAAAUAAAAAUAAAAGCGACACAGGAAAUCUUGAGGACGGCCAGCUACAGAGCUGCACGGCCCGCUAUGCCGGAACAGAGUGCGAUAAGGAGGCGAGGGGGGUCCGCCACGAAGAGGAGGAAUGGCGCUGGCGCGAAACAGCCAUCGCUGUACAGACUCACGCUUAUAGACAGCAAUCAUAAUCCACCCAGAUUCUAGCUUACGGGCUGCACGCGGGUGGGAAAACGCCGCGGGAGGCGCUAAUUACGAAAGCGCGCGGGCGCAGCGUACAAUGCGCGUCAUAUUUUGCAUAAGUAUGGCGGCCUCUCUCUCAAGAAACAGACGCUUUCGCCUCUGUUUCUCGAGUGGGGCCCGCCACGAGGCGAAAGCCUCCCGGCGCAAUUUCCAUUGUCUUUCGGAACACGGACUGCAGUGUUUUCUUGCUUUCGCGUCAUUAUAAGGAGAAGGGCGUCCACACUUCCUCGUGCGAGUCUAGCUGCCUUGGAACACAGCAUGCGCAUCGCGUAUACAACCCGAUUCCCAGCGACGGCAAUCAACGAUAACCAUUGCGAAGAUAUGCCAGGCAGUCUACAACGCGAUUCUCAUGAGGGAGAUGGUUCCAACGCUGCCACAGCAAAAAUAAAACUAAAAGAUUUUGAUCGUGUGAAGAAGGCUUUAGCUGGCGCCAAGAGGCACCGCAAUCAAAAUAGACAAACCAGAUGCCUAGCAGGAUAGCGCGCAACUCGUUGACGCCGCAAGCUAACCUAUAACGACUGAUACUGGUCGCCGCAACACGGCGCACCACCAUUAGCGUUCACUGAACCGGUUGCUCACACCAUCGUUCGAAUUUGCGGUAAUCUACCCAGUGUGAAACAGUUAGCGUUGUUUUAGGUUCACAUGCUGCACACACUCAUAUGUUAUGAGAGACGCUGAAGUGGAGGGGGCGUGCUCGGAAUAAUAUCGAAUAAGAUGUAACGCGCCUGAACACGAGGUCGAGGGAUUGCUUCCAGGCCUUAAACGGCCGCGCUGCUGUGGUGGCGGGAUGCAGAAACGCUCGUCUAAGUGGCAGAAAUUAAACGAAGGAAUCUGUGUGUGUACGUGCGUGACCCGACGUCUAUAAGGGAAGCCUGUAGAUCGCCAUUCCACGGUGGGCCGGAUCCUGUCAACACCGCCCGGGAUCCUGUCCAGAGACGUUUAACGCGCUGAAAGUACAUGUAGGUCUCCCACGCUCCCGCUGCUUUCGGCCCCACUUGUGCCAAUUUCUGGCCGACAAGCUUUCACAUGCGCGACCCACGACGGAGCUGCAGCUAAUAUGACGAGCGGUUCUAUUCUGACUCAAUCUUCCGCCGCUGUCAAACUUUAGUCGAGUCGCAACGUGUGGGGUAGGCUCGACAACAACGAGAUGGGACGUGUAUAUGAGCAGCUAGACCGUGCCGCUGUGCGCAGUUGCUUCCAGGUCUCGCAACAUCUCGCAACAAAAGACGCCGUUCAUGUACUGAUCGUCGUAGAUUUUCUUGCUGCUCUUCUAUAUCUGAAUGAGCGUUUAGAUCGCUUCGUCGAUACAGCAAUCUCCUCCGUUACGGACACAACAGAAAACUGAUACUCAAUAGUUGACACACGUGAACGCCUACCUCACAAAGUGUCACGUGUGCAAAUGCCGGGCUGCACCGCCUCGCGAGACCUGUCAGGUCUAAUUUCACUAUUUCCACGUCACGAGUGCCCCGGCAAGACAAGCAGCAGCUGCUUCCAGCGCGGCGACACAUAAAUAUGACAGCGUUCGCCAGCCUUCACACACAGCACCAGCGCACAGCUGCUCCCGCCCACCUUGAUUGAAACAUUUUAUACGUGCGAUGCUUGGACACGAUGGAAAGACGAGUGAAUUCCUACGCUGCUCUAUCUACGCACACUGUGUUUCUUCAAAAUGUGCGUACAAACAUAGGUGAGGGCUGUCUUCCACUAAUUUAGCUCAUAGCGUGCCAGUAUCCGCUCUACGGACGAACGUGUAUAUAGCCGCUGCUGAUGUAACAAAUGCUCGACCGCAGUCAAAUUUAGAAAAAUAUUUAAAGCUUGUACCGGUCAAGAUCCCUAAGAUAUCUACUCCCGUUUCCUUUAAUUUAUUCAUUAUUGUUAUACAUGCCCUAAAGGCCUACGUUACAGGAUUCGAUAGCCUACAUAAAACAAGUGCGUUGGUGGUAAAACGUUAGUGCAUUGAUUGCUGUAUCAGAUUCAGUAAAUAGAGACAUGGGAACACAUCCUUCAAGAGCAACGGAAGGGGAAACAAAAUAUAAGAGAAAUUAACACACCAAACUCGACGCGAGAAGAAAAUUGAGUCAGCAAACACGAUGGGACUUAAAGCUUGCAAAUAUGUGUUUUUUCUGCUCUGCAAACCAAAUCCGUCAGCAAAUUUAGAUUUCCAAUGACCUAUACGAAAACAAGCCUACUUGAAGCCGUUAUUACAGGUUAUAGGGCCAAAUUCAAGUGUUACCCCUUUUGUGCCUUUAGUCACUGCUAGCUCACGUGGUUUGUUCUCUUGUUGGAUACCACAAGAGCCUACAAAACACUUUAGCCUAUAUAAGGGUCAGAUUAUGGCGGGCCUCAGUGUAUUCAUCGCAAACUGUUCGGAUAGCCUUACCGGUGAGAGCUAGCUACUUCGAAGAUCGGCCCUUACAUCAGCUUUCGCCAAAAUAUUUGACAGCGGUCUCUCACUGCCGUGUAGGACGAAAUCUUCCGUCGAGUCCGCUGGAUCAUGGACACCGGCCUGAACCUGUACUGGCACGAGGACCUGGUGCCGGACCCUGGACCGUGCUGGACGCGCUUCCAUCCGGACCACCUGCACGACUACCAGCCUCUAAACUUUAAGGACUUCGCGGCCAUUUUCUACAUGAUGCUCGUGUCGCAGGGCUGCGCAUGGCUGGGAUUCCUCGUGGAGCUGGUGUUGUACUUACUGCUGCUGCCUGAAGACUCGCAUCGAGCUGGACCACGACA
Dermacentor silvarum is the source of this 4176-nucleotide messenger RNA. RefSeq lists its product as uncharacterized. The coding region runs from base 57 to 695 and encodes 212 amino acids. The record is from RefSeq and is a predicted model, not a curated record. Gene Ontology annotation, molecular function: ligand-gated monoatomic ion channel activity. Gene Ontology annotation, cellular component: membrane. NCBI's taxonomy places the organism in Eukaryota, Metazoa, Arthropoda, Arachnida, Ixodida, Ixodidae. The transcript has 2 exons.